Messenger RNA from Lobosporangium transversale, 291 nucleotides. RefSeq lists its product as hypothetical. NCBI's taxonomy places the organism in Eukaryota, Fungi, Mortierellomycota, Mortierellomycetes, Mortierellales, Mortierellaceae. The transcript has a single exon. The record is from RefSeq and is a predicted model, not a curated record. The coding region runs from base 99 to 251 and encodes 50 amino acids.
GUUUUAUAUUGAAUAGUGCUCGUCACUUUCCACAUGUGCACCCCUGCUCCUUCUGUUCCAGAACCUGGGGCAAAAAAAUAUAAAAAAAUAAAAAAUAGAUGAUAUAUAAAACAAAGAAAGAUCGAAGACGCACUUACGCACAGAGAGACUUUCCAACUUUGGACAAUUGCUCGAACUGUUAUAUGGAUAUCAUCCAGGAAGCUGUAUUAAGCAUUCGGCAAAACUGGUUUAUAAACCGGUUUUGCCGAUGAUGAAGAGGUUGAAAUCAGGAAGGAGAGCACCACAUGUAUG